This is a messenger RNA of Anopheles coustani, 4314 nucleotides long. RefSeq names its product Golgi apparatus protein 1 (gene Glg1). The transcript has 5 exons. The record is from RefSeq and is a predicted model, not a curated record. Gene Ontology annotation, molecular function: fibroblast growth factor binding. Lineage: Eukaryota; Metazoa; Arthropoda; Insecta; Diptera; Culicidae. Gene Ontology annotation, cellular component: Golgi membrane. The coding region runs from base 306 to 3629 and encodes 1107 amino acids.
CAGAACCUGACACGUCUCCCCUCGUCAAUCGCUCGUUUUGUACGUACCAAAACGUUCUGAUUUCAGAGCGUUGAUUUUUCAUCGAGAGUUUGUACUUUUGGUUACCAAAGGCCAAAGCUGACGAGCCGGGCCGUGCAAGCGGCGUAGGUGCAAUGAUUGCAUGGUUCGCGUCCAAUGUGGAUUUAUUGUUGAUCUUACCCGGUGUUAAGUGCAAUUAGAAGAGUCGAGUACAUUGGUACACAAAGUAAAUAAUAAAAAUCCGACUAAACCGCUCUCGAGGCCCUGUGCUCCGUAACGAAACAACCAUGAACGCAGCUACCACCUUUAGAUUGCUGCUAGUGACGUUGUUGGUGCUAAUUGUUCCGUCUCGAUCGGCCGAAAUCAGUGCAUCGACAACGAAACUAAUCGACGAGGAAGCUUGUUCGCAGCUGAAGUCACUCUGUCCGAAGAUCACCCCCGCUGCAGAGGACUUGAAGGCGCUGGAAUGUGUACAGUCGUUGCUUCCGGAGCAGAUCGACACCCUCGGCCCGGAGUGUCAGCAUCUGAUUUGGUUGCACACGUCCGCACUGAUGGACGACGGCAACCUGAGACGCAUGAUACAGAAGGGUUGCCCGAAGGAUUUUCAACAGUUUCCAUGCUCGGCCAGCGAAGAACCGGGCCAGUAUCUUACGUGCAUAAUCAACCACCGGAGUGUUGCUAAGGGCAACGGAUGCAUUGGCUACAUUCAACGGCUGGAAUGGGUGGCCUUCUCUGAUUAUCGCUUUAUCAAGCAAUUUCUCACACACUGUACUCGCGAUAUAGAAGCCCUCGGGUGUGGGCGCGUUGCCGCUAGUAACGGUCACGACAAGGUAUCACAGGGCGAAACCAUAGGCUGCCUGCAAAACUCCCUGGAUAGUCUUAAUCAGGAGUGCAAACGGGAGGUACUUCACCUAUCCGAGGUCCAGUCGGAAGACUUUAAACUCGAUCGCCAGCUGUACGUCGCGUGCACGAACGAUGCCUUCCGUUUCUGCCAGUCGAACGGGCCCGGUGGCCCACCGACGCUGCUAAAGUGCCUCAUGAAGCACCGCAACGACCCGGAAAUGUCGAAAAACUGCCAGCAACAGCUGCUCCGGCGGGACAAGCUGGUGGUGCACGAUUACAAAGUUUCCCGCGGGCUGACGAGGGCUUGCAAGGAGGACAUUAAGACGUACCGUUGCCGGCGCGGCGUGUCCGACGACAAGGACGUACGCUUAGCGCAGAUCCUGCUCUGUCUGGAGGCGGUCCAGAAGAACAGCACCAAGCUGAUGCCGGAGUGCGUGGCGGAGAUAAACGACCACCGCAAAAUGUUACUGACGGACUACAAACUGUCACCGGAAAUACUGACCGGAUGUGAGAAUGACAUCGAGAAGUUUUGCAGCAACCUGGACGCCGGGGGAAAAACGAUACACUGUUUGAUGGAGCACGCCCGGCUGAAGAAGAAAAAGGAACGUCGUGUGACGGACACCUGUUUGCGGGCGCUAGAAACGCUGGUCAAGGUGACGGACGUUGGCGAGGACUGGCGUGUCGAUCCCGUGCUGCGCAAAGCCUGCAAGCCCGUGGUGGACGUGGCCUGCUCCGAAGCGGAUGGGGGUGAUGCGAGGGUGAUGUCUUGCUUGAUGGAGAAACUCGGUACCAACUACAUGAACGUGGAGUGUGAAUCGGCACUGCUACAGAUCCAGUACUUUGUGGCAAGAGAUUUCAAGCUGGAUCCACAGCUUUACCGAAACUGCAAAGAUGACGCCAUACGAUUCUGCAAGGCAAAGAAAACUUGGGCCGACCUGGACACGGCCCAAAUGGACCCCGAGCGCGGCCCGCUCAUACUGCCCUGCCUGCAUCGGUACGCUUAUCCCGAGAAGGAGGAACUGCGCCUUAACCCCGAAUGUCUGCAGGAGGUGAAGCGCGUCAUGCGGCAGCGUGCCAAAUCGGUCGAUCUCAUUCCGGAGGUGGAAGACCAGUGCCUGGACGAUCUGGCCUACUUUUGCUUCGACAAGACGGGCAAAGGAGAGGAGAUGCAAUGCCUGCAGGACAAUCUGGAGAAGCUGCAGGAGAACUGCAAGACGGCCGUUGCCCAGUACACCGAGGAGGAGGCGGCCCACGUUGAGCUGAACCCGAUCAUAAUGUCCGUAUGCGGUGCGGCAAUGGAGAAACACUGUGCGAACAUUCUCAAAACCGGUCGCGACGAGGGCGACAUGAUGGAGUGCUUGAUUGGCGCGAAAAACGACCCGGACAUGCGCGAAGACGUCAAGUGUAGGGCGGCGAUCGAACACUUUCAGAUUAUCUCGCUGAAAAGCUUCCACUUUACGUACAAGUUCAAGGAAGCGUGCCGGUUGCAUGUGGCGCGAUUCUGCAGCAAGUGCACGACCAAGUACGAGGUGGUCACCUGUCUGAGCGAGGUGAUGCGCAACGACACGAUCAAGGAAGCGAAGCAUUCGAUCCCGAAAGAGUGCCGCCAGCAGGUUCGUGCCCAGCUUUACCAGCAACGGGAGAACAUCGACUUCGAUCCGAAGCUGAAGGCGGCCUGCCGAGAGGACAUUGCGCGACAUUGUCCGCAGAUACCGCACGGAUCCGGGCAGGUGAAUAAAAACAAUGUAUUGGAAUGCUUGCAAACACACAACGGCGAUCUAACGGAGGACUGCCGCCACCAGCUUUUUUCGGUCAAAAAGUCCGAACUGACGGACAGCGCCACGGACUACACCUUAUUGAACACGUGCAAAGAAAUGAUAACUCAGUACUGCCACGAUGCGGAACCGUCCCGGAUGCUGCACUGCCUGAAGCUGCACAAAGACGAAUCACUGUUCGACGACCGAUGCCAUCUGGUGGUGGUGAACCGGAUGAUCGAACAGAAUUUGGACUAUCGCUUCAAUCCGACGUUGCAGAUGGCCUGCUCGAAAAACAUCGCCGAAUACUGCACGCCCAUCAUUCGCAGCGCUAAGCAAAACGAGGAGCUGAACGGGAAGGUAAUCGAUUGUCUUAAGAUUCGUUUCCGCGAGGGUAAGCUCCUACCGGAGUGCGAAAAGCAGAUGACGGAGGUGUUGCACGAACGGGCGCUCAACUAUAAGCUGAACCCGCUGCUGCAGAGCGUGUGCCGCGACGAGAUCCAAGUGCUGUGCAGCGCGUCCACCGACACGGAUACGAACGAGGACCAUGGGGCGGUCGAGGAGUGCCUCAAGCAGGCGUUCCUCGAGAAGAAGCUUAUCAAUCGGGCCUGCAAGGUGGAGGUGGCCGAGUUGAUACAGGAAGGCAAGGCGGACAUCUACGCGGAUCCGUUGCUACAACGGGCCUGCUCGGUGGAUUUGCUAAAGUACUGUUCCCACAUUCAGAGCGGCAACGGGCGACUAUUGAAAUGUCUGGAAGAAAUUUUGCACGGUGAAAGUAAGGCACUGGAGGACGAUUGCAAAAAUAAAUUGCUCUCUCGCAUGGAAAUGUUCCGGAACGCAGCUGCCUUCGUUCCACCGGCCGAGAACUUUCAUCAGUUGUACGAUCAGGUCGUAGCGUCGCCUGCUAAGCACUACCUUCUUCUAGUUCUGUUCAGCUUCAUCGGGAUUAUCUUCAUCAUCGGACUGCUCUGUGGUCGCGUUACAAAUCGCACGAUGGCGUUGAAAAAUAAGUAGGCUAUGCUUCGGAUAUUUUUCACUGAAAUGCAUCGUGGAUUUUCGAUUCCAUUUCCAAUUCUAUUCGUGACUGUGUUAAAUAUAUUGCAUCCAGGCCAAAAGAUUGAGCGUGUGAAGAAAGUUGGCCUGCCGAUGGCCCGGGUAGAUGCAAUGCGAAAGUCCGGUUGAAGUAGUAAGUUGGUGGCCCUGCGGAAUGUCCGACGUGCAUAUAAUUGAAAAUGACCUCUUGUUUUAAAUUCAAUGUGCUUUUCCUCAUCAUGUUUCAAUCAAGAAAAACUUUUCUUUUAACAAAAGACGAACUAAAGCAGCGGGCAAUCAUUGAUGACAGCUAGUUGUAUUAUAUUAGUUAGCAUAUUUGUAGACCACCGGAUCGCCAGAAAAAAAUUUAAACUAACAUACGAAAACGUGCCCCGAUGCGAAACCUUCAAAAUGGUCUACCGUGAUGAAAAGAAAGGGAAGGAACAUAUUCAAUGGGAAGCUAGGCAAUAGGGAAGUCGCAUAAAUAGUACGUUGUAGAAAAGACUUUUUAUACAUUAGUGCGCAUUAGAGCCAGCCGAAGUAAGCAACGCCGUUACGGUGGAUGAUAGAAAAUUUAACUGCUGAUAUGAAUGUGUCGAGAGAACACACACGUUUGUACUUGCGAAUGGGCUCGAUUGUGUGUCAAUAAAAACAGACGUAUACAAAA